This is a messenger RNA of Biomphalaria glabrata, 1203 nucleotides long. RefSeq names its product adenosine receptor A1-like. The transcript has a single exon. Gene Ontology annotation, cellular component: membrane. Gene Ontology annotation, biological process: G protein-coupled receptor signaling pathway. The coding region runs from base 1 to 1203 and encodes 400 amino acids. NCBI's taxonomy places the organism in Eukaryota, Metazoa, Mollusca, Gastropoda, Planorbidae. The record is from RefSeq and is a predicted model, not a curated record. Gene Ontology annotation, molecular function: G protein-coupled receptor activity.
AUGGAAAAGGUAUCAUUGAAUUCAACGUUUUCAGAAGCCACCACGAAAAAUGCUAACAUUUUUCUGAGUGUUAAUUUACUGAACAUAAGUAAUGUGAUUUCCUAUAGCAACGGGUCUUGUUUAGCCUUAUUGGAAAAUGUGACACACAAAUGGACAGGCCCUAAUUCAACCCUGGACAAUAUUCAGGUACAAAGAUCAAGUCCUAUCAUCAGUGACGCCCUUAGAGACAUCAUCCUGACAGUAAACUUGGCAGUGCUGUGUCAGUUCGUUAGCCUUGCUGGUGUGGUGGUAAGCAUCCUGAACAUCUGCGUGUUUGUCAAGCAAGGUCUAGGAGACGCCCUCAACGUCACUCUAGCGGGGCUAGCCUUUGCGGACCUCUGCAUGGUCAUCUUCGCCAGCUGGAUGUGCUUGUGUUGUAAUCCGUUGUUCGCUAGCCUGGAUCUGCCCUUUAGCCCUAUCCAAUUCGUCUACUUGACGGCAAGUCUGCCGCGUCUGACAUGUUCCCGUGUCUCAAGCUGGAUUCUCGCCUUCGCCUCCGUGGAGAGGUGUCUCUGUAUAAUGAAGCCGUUAGCCUUUAAGUCGAUCAUCACCCCGAGGAGAUCGUUGGCUUUCAUUGUGGUCACUUACGUCGUGAUGACCGCAAGUGUGCUUCCCUUGUAUUACACCACCCGCCUCGUCUGGAGUCAUGACCCCGCCCGGAACAAAUCCAUCGUUAGCCUCGCUUUCACCAGCGAUCGUUUCGCUGUGGAUAACUACGUGUUCGGCAUUGGCGUCUUUCUCUCUGUCGUGUCGUUCCUCGGAGUUUCUAUUUGCACAUCUCUUUUAGUCUGGAGUCUUAAAAAGAAAAGAAAAUGGCGGGAAACAACAGUAGUGGGAAUAGCCACCGGGAAUCAUCUUCCGCUUGUGUCUUACAGAAAUAAACGCGUUGGCAAAAUGAUCUCGAUAGUGUCCAUUUUAUUUCUCGUCUGCUACACGCCCAACACGGCAAGUCAACUGCUUACGGCUCUUGUCCAGGACUUCGCCAAGAACGGGGAUCAAAUUAACGCUGGUCAAGUGUUUUGGUCGUUCGGGAUCCUUCUAGAGUGCAUCAACGCCACCGUCAGCAUCGUCAUUUACUUCAAGAUAAGCUCAAGAUUCCGAAGUACUCUGCUAGCAAUGUUCAAAAGGAAACCAAGGCCAGCCUGCAUUGUAAGAGCAUUUUAA